UGAUCACUACUAUCCAAAAAUUAUCUGCCAGCCCGGGAAUCAAACCCGGUACCUCCUCAUUGCUAGUCAGGAAUGCUCACCCUUACACCAAACUGACAAUCUCUGGAUAGCAGCGCUCAUUUUAAUCAAAGAUUACAGCAUUUUAUUGGGAUUCUCGUUUAAUAAUAAUUAUUCAUUAAUUAAUUUGAUGCAAUUUCUAAUUUAUUUCUAUUUGUAAAAAUAUAGACUUGAUCACUGCUCUAUCCUUAAUACAUUUUAAUUGGUUUGUUUCCAGAUGGCAAGCACUUCCAAUGCACGCCCUAAUCCCCCAAAGAGGAGGCGUGAGGAGGAUGGGAACGUUGCCCCUCCUAAGAGAAGGUGCAUUGCACCUCAACAGGCCCCUCUUAGACGAUCUCAGAGGAUAAUACAAAGAAAUGCUGAGAGACUAGAGAGAGAGCAACAACAACAACAGCAGAUACAACAUCAACAACAACAACAAGAACAUCAACAACAACAACAACAACAACAACAGCAACCGGAACAGGAACCUGAUGUAUUGGAUUUAUAUUUGGAACUAUACUGGGCCAGGAUUGGCAAAGGGCCCUACUGGCCAUGCCAGAUAGUUAGGGACGAAGAUGGGAGAUUUUACAAGACAAAAAUUUGCUCCAACAAUGUCAUGAGGGUACAACUCUAUGUGCGGUGGUUGGGGGACGGGAGGCACUCGUGGGUGGGCCUCUCUUAUUUGGUGCCCUUUGAGAGGGCACCAACCCCCCAACAGACACCCUACACUAUGCUUAAGAAUUAUGUCAUGACUCACCUCAAAACGAAAGAAAAUUUGAAGGCCUGUAAGGUGCCAAGGAGGCUGGUGGCCAAAGUCGAUGCGGCAGUGGAGGAGGCUAUGGAGAUGCAGGAUGUUUUUAUCUGAGUGAGUAAGAGAAAAAAAUAAUUGUGAGGAGUACUCUGGAGAGAAGGGUACAGUGUCUGAAGGGUGAGUGAUGAAGAUCAAUUCAUUUCAUUUUUAUUGUUUAUUAAUAAUAAUAAUUCAAUUUAUACUCAAAGUUAAUGUACUUCGCUUACUACACAGUCACUAUAUAACCUAUUAUCACAAAUUUAUAUACUUUUAUUCAUUCAUUCAUUUCUAUGAUUAUGAUGAUGAUGAUGAUUUUAGGCCUACAAUAAUAAAUUAUUAUCAAUCUAGUACCAUUAUCAAAUUUCAAUUGAAUAUCAUAUGUAGCAAUUAUAUUAUUGUUAUGCUAGUUCAUCAAUUUCAAAUCUAUUAUUGUAAAAAAUUAAUAUUACAAGAUUUGUGAUUACAUUUUCUUAAUUUCUAAAUUGAAUGUAGAAUUGGUUGAUUGAUUGAUUGAUCAUGCUUUAUUGACAGACAGGGAGGCUGCAAACCUCUCUCGAUCAUUGUUUGAAUGUUUAACUUUCAUCAAUUCAUGAAUAUUUAAUUAUUUUCUAUUUGUUCAAUGAAAUAGAAUUACUUUUUUGCGAUUUUCAGCUCUAUCUCUAUUUAUAAAAAUAGAACAUGUCACUAAAAGGCCUAACAUGUCCUCGCCCAAUUUAUAUUGAUGGUGUAAUAAUAGUACCUAAUGAAUAAAUAAAAAGGAAUUAUUAGGCCCCAAAAUUUCCAAUUCAUAGCACUUAAAAAAAAAA
This is a messenger RNA of Nilaparvata lugens (brown planthopper), 1635 nucleotides long. Its product is annotated as 3-phosphoinositide-dependent protein kinase 1. NCBI's taxonomy places the organism in Eukaryota, Metazoa, Arthropoda, Insecta, Hemiptera, Delphacidae. The coding region runs from base 275 to 904 and encodes 209 amino acids. The record is from RefSeq and is a predicted model, not a curated record. The transcript has 5 exons.